AGGCAAACAUUGCUGCCCUCGCCCGCCCUGCCUCCUCCCUUCUCCUCCCCGUAAAAACUGCUGCGGACCCCGUGUUUCCCUGACCUCCCAGUGUCACCCUCCUGCUGCCACCCUCCCACCGUAACCCUCCUGCUGUCACCCUCUCGGCGUCACCCUCCUGCUGUCACCCUCUCGGCGUCACCCUCCUGCUGUCACCUCCCUGGUGUCACCCUCCCAGCGCAGAGCGACACGGUGUUAGCAGGAUGGCUGAUGCAGACACCUACCUGCGGCAGCCCUGGCGCACGGUGCACGGCAUCCCCAUGGUCUGCGCCUUCGCCCAGGACUGGGAGCGGAUUGACACCUUCCAGAGCCGUCCCGAGGACAUCGUGGUGGUCACCUUCCCCAAAUCCGGCACCACCUGGGUCACCGAGAUCGUGGACAUGAUCCUGCAAGGCGGCGACCCCGAGAAGUGCAAGCGGGACAUCAUCACCAAGAGGGUGCCCAUGCUGGAGUUCUCUGCCCUCGGGGAGAUGCCGGCAGGGACGGACCUGCUGGCCAACAUGCCCUCACCCCGCGUGGUGAAGACCCACCUGCCCACACAUAUCCUGCCCAAGUCCUUCUGGGAAAACGGCUGCAAGAUGAUAUACGUGGGGCGCAAUGCCAAGGACGUGGCUGUCUCCUACUACCACUUUGACCUGAUGAACAAGUUCCAGCCGCAUCCUGGGACGUGGGCCCAGUACCUGGAGAAGUUCAUGGCUGGCAGGGUGGCAUAUGGCUCCUGGUACGACCAUGUCAAGGACUACUGGGAGCGGAGGAAAGAUCACCCCAUCCUCUACCUCUUCUACGAGGACUUAAAGGAGGACCUCCGCCGGGAGAUUGCCAAGGUGGCCCGGUUCCUGGGACGGGAGCUGCCGGAGGCAGCGCUGGACGCUAUCACCCAACACACCUCCUUCGAGGCCAUGCGGGACAACCCCACCACCAACUACAGCAUGGUGCCCUCCCACCUCAUGGACCAGGGCAUCUCCCCCUUCAUGCGCAAAGGCACCACUGGAGACUGGAAGAACCACUUCACUGUGGCCCAGAGCGAGCGCUUUGACCAGGACUAUGUGCAGAAGAUGUCGGGUACCGACCUGCGCUUCCGCACCCAGAUUUGAGACAGCGCCGUCACAUGCCCCCCAGCUGCGCCCCACCAAUCCCACUCCCCAGCAGCAGCUCCAGCACUGCUCCCACAGGCCUGCAUCUCAACGGUUUUCCCACGCCGAGGGACUUUUGCAGAAAUAAAGAGUUUUAUUUCUGUGUCUUCCUCCCA
Messenger RNA from Phalacrocorax carbo (great cormorant), 1288 nucleotides. The record is from RefSeq and is a predicted model, not a curated record. NCBI's taxonomy places the organism in Eukaryota, Metazoa, Chordata, Aves, Suliformes, Phalacrocoracidae.